Molecule: messenger RNA, 4358 nt
Organism: Ostrea edulis (European flat oyster)
Lineage: Eukaryota; Metazoa; Mollusca; Bivalvia; Ostreida; Ostreidae
Product: alpha-L-fucosidase-like
Exons: 8
Coding region: 118-1500 (460 amino acids)
Biological process (GO): fucose metabolic process; glycoside catabolic process
Cellular component (GO): lysosome
Molecular function (GO): alpha-L-fucosidase activity
Source: RefSeq, a predicted model, not a curated record
AUUCUCACCUAUCAAUCAUUUGGAUUACCUCGUCUUUUUCCUUCUUGGUUAGUAGGCGAGGGAAAAGGGCGAGUAGAUCCGAUCGAACUGAUCAUAUGAUAGAGAAGACGGAAAAAGAUGCAGUUUCAUUUAAUUGCCAUAUCCACCUUUCUCAUAUCUUCCCUUAUUUUGGAGACAAUAGGUGCUAAAUAUGAACCGAACUGGGCAUCCCUUGACUCACGCCCUCUACCAGACUGGUACGACAAAUCGAAAAUAGGAAUUUUCAUCCACUGGGGGGUGUUCUCUGUGCCAAGUUUCUCGUCAGAAUGGUUUUGGUACCAGUGGAAGACACAGAAGACGCCUGGUGUUGUCGACUUCAUGGAGAAAAAUUAUCCGCCAGAUUUUACGUAUGCUGACUUUGCUCCGAUGUUUACAGCGGAAUUUUACAAUGCUGAUCAGUGGGCAGAAAUCUUCAAAGCAUCGGGGGCUAAGUACAUUGUGUUUGUAAGCAAGCAUCACGAGGGGUACUGUAACUGGCCGUCCAAAUAUUCCUUCAACUGGAACUCUGGUGAAGUAGGACCGGACCGGGAUAUUGUGGGAGAGUUGGCCGAGGCAAUAAAGAACAGAACGGACAUCCACUUUGGUCUCUACCACUCCUUACUCGAGUGGUUUCACCCCCUGUAUGUAAAAGACAAGGCCAAUAACUUCAAAACACAGGACUUUGUCAAGACAAAGACAUUGCCGGAGCUGUAUGAAAUUGUCAACAAAUACAAACCGGACAUUGUGUGGUCAGACGGAGACUGGGAAACAACGGACGUUUACUGGAAUGCCACAGAGUUCUUGGCCUGGCUGUAUAAUGAAAGUCCAGUGAAGGAUAGCGUAGCUGUAAAUGACAGAUGGGGAAAGAAUAUUCGAUGUAAACAUGGAGGAUUCUUGAAUUGUGAUGACAGAUAUAACCCAGGAAUUCUACAGAAGAAGAAAUGGGAGAAUGCCAUGACUAUUGACAAGUUUUCCUGGGGAUAUCGCAGGAGGGCCACCAUAACUGACUAUCUGACCAUGAAGGACAUCACAAAAGUCAUAGCUACCACUGUCAGUUGUGGAGGAAAUGUCCUAAUCAACAUAGGACCUACUCAUGAUGGACGUAUUGCACCGGUGUUUGAGGAGCGUCUGCGACAGAUGGGUCAGUGGCUGGGAGUGAAUGGAGAGGCUAUCUACGAGUCUGUGCCGUGGACUCACCAGAAUGACACCCUCACACCAAAUGUCUGGUUCACUUCAAAGAAGACAACUCAGGCAACUGCAACUUAUGCUAUUGUCCUUGACUGGCCCAAAACCAACCAGCUGGUCCUCGGGGCACCUGCUGCCUCUACAACUACCGUGGUAACAAUGCUUGGUUAUCAAGGAAACUUGAGCUGGAAACCAAACUCCUCAGGAGGAAUAGUAAUUCAAAUACCGGUUAUACCAUUUGAUAAAAUUCCAAGUCAGGAUGCUUGGGUGUUUAAAUUGACAGGACUCAAGAAUUGAAGUGGUUUCUUUCAUAGGACACGUCUAUGAGAUAGUAUUUAUACUGUUCACUUGUAAUCAUCAUUAAAUAAGGAGAUACUAGUACAGCAUAUGAGAAAUUUAAAAAUAUAUAUGUUGACUGGGUUUAAGUGCUGUUGGACCAGUAGAUCACAGGCAACAAUCUGAUAAGAGGAUUUAUCAAAAAUGUGAUGCCUGAGAAAGGAACUCCAAAUAAUAAGCUCUAAGAGGAUACUCAUGUUAAACUGCUGAUAUGGCUGUAGUAAAUCUAAUGUCAACUGAUCAACAUUUUACUCUCGAUUUACUUACUGCUCCAACAUUUAACAUUUAUUAACGAAGGUUGAGGGCAAUAUGUUUUGUUGGACCUGAGGCAGUAGGUAACAUUUUGGUCAGAGGAUCCAACAAAACUCAUGUUUCCCCAACACCCAGUCAAUAUAUGUAUUGUUACUCCCUCGUAAAUUUACAACCCUCAAGAAGAAUUUGAUUUCCAUUGUAAACAUCACAAUGGUGGAUCCAUAUUUUUCUCUGAAAUUUAGCACCAAAAUCCACACAGUCACCUUGAUUACAUUUCUUGUUCUAUUCCUGUCUCUGUUACUUAUCUCAAUCAGUAAACCUCCAUGUACAAGUAUUAGAUGACAUUUGUGUCACAUAUACAUUACAAUAGUCCCAAGAGGGGUUGAGUUAUGACAAAGUCUCGUAACAUCACGGAAAUUAAUCUGGGUUUAGGAUGAACAAAUGUCAGGGUUAAUUAUAAUUUAAGCAGAUUACCAGUGAAUAUUAAUGUGAUAAUGUCAAAUGGUCCAUUGAAAACUUAAUGUUUAGAUUGAGAAUUUUUCAGUGGACCAGGCAGUCCAAACAUUGGCUGUGCUGGACUUUUUAUUGUUAAACAGGAAGUAAUUUGUGAGGUUAUAACAAUGAAAUGUGUUGACCAGUCAACAUUUCUUGAUAUUUUAGCACAGUGUCAGUGAUCAUACAUAUCAUAAGGUUAAUGACCUGUAUAAAUAUGUGUAUGUACAUACAAAAUGCUCCAAUCAUACACAGCCAUACACUGUGUAUUUAGUUGUUUAAUUUUCAGAAUUAUAUUUGUGAUGCCACAUAUGUGAUAUUUUUGUAUUUUUCAUAGAUGAUUAAUAUUGAAUAUAUACACAUGUACAUUUCAAAAUAUCCCAAUUAUAGUACAUAUUGUUUAUUUUUAACUCAUCAAUGUAAAUGUCUUCAACUUCCUCAAAACAAUAAAUUAAGUUAAGGACCUUUCACAUUAUUAUAAAAUGACUUACAGUUUGUUAUAGGGUUAUUUGCAAUUUUUGAAGGCUCUUUUUACUUCAAUACAACAAUAGUAAAUGGGGAUUGCAGCUUCAUCCCCUUCGACAGGGUAUGCUUACUCCUCCUAGGCACCUGAUCCCACCUUUGGUGUGUCCAGGAGUCCAUGUUUGCCCAACUAUCUAUUUUGUAUUGCUUGUAGGAGUUAAUAGAUUGAUCACUGUUCGUUAUCUUCACCUUUUACAAAUUAGAAAUACUUUUUUUUGGUAAAACAGAAUAAUGCAUCCUUUCAAAUUAUGUAUUAAAAAGGUCAUCCAUAGCAUUUACACCAUUUUCACCCCUUGUCUUAAACUAGUUACCUGUGACUGUCAUACCAAUUCAAAACGUCAGGAUUAGGUGAGUGUUUACAAGGAACAGAUUUUUAAUUCUAUACAAACAUCCAUGUAUUUUUUUACAAUUUUGUUAUGCUGUGAAAUGUUUUGUAAUGUUCAGUUGGGGAUCUAAGGGAGAGGGGAGUAUGGAUUUUGGCCAAAUUUUAACAAAAAUGGUCAUCAUGGAGUCCUGGGCAGAAAAGGUACGAACUUGGUCCCACUCCAUGAAAAUUUUCUGGAUUCAUGCCCGAUGCAUAUGGGUGAUCCCAAAAUCAUCAAAUUUUGAUUUUUAUCAUCUAAAGUAAUCUUCUUUCCACACCUCACAAACUGUAGAUCAAGUAGUACACCAGUUCUCCACUAUAUAUCUGUUCGAUGUUGUACAUGAAGUUUAUCAGGAUUGUUUCCUCACCUUUAUUAAAUCUUAUCCACGGCCUCUCUACAGUGAAUGAAAAUCUCUCAUCCUUAUUUUUUGUAUAUUUGAACUGUACCAGUGUACUUCUAUGCUUCAUGAAUUGUUUCCUUUGUAGAAUAUACAUUUGCUGUGUACAUUCUAGAUUUAAGGUGGAUCGAUCCUCGUGUAACUUAUCAUUAAUGGUUGAAUGUGGAAAAAUUGUAUGAAUUUCCACUCAAUAUAGUUUAAUUUUAAACCAAAGCAAAUGUGCAUGUUGCCACCUUUUUAAAGAUGACGGACAUGCAAAAACAGAAGUAUAUAUCAGCAUUAAAAAAAUCAUUCAUUAUUUAUUAAUCAGAAUAAUAAAAACUUGUUGAAAUUCUAAAUGUCAAGUUUAGAAAAAACUGCUAAUUCAUAAAUAUGUAAAAAUUAAUUAUGGAUAUUAGGGAAAUCAUUGUACAAUAAACAUGCAGUAAAGGAAAUGCCGGCGUAAGAGUUAUUGCCCUUAAUAUUUUUUUUAUUAUUAUAGAUAAUUGAUUAUCUAUGGAAAAUAAAGACUUUUUCAGUAUCAAUAGUUUACCAGAUUGUUUAUUUUAUCCUGUGAAUAAAAUUCCUCUGAAAGACAUAUUUCUAUCAUGCGCAAAGUCUAAUUGAAUAAAGAUUUUUCAAAAACCUGACAUCACAUAAGGAUCGAUCUACCUUAACAUUUUCUAAUUUCAACAUUCAUUGGGAACUUAUGUAUAACAGUAUGCUCUUGUAGUUACAUUUUAGAUUUAACGCAUUUCUGUACAUUCCAAUUAUACUGCACCUUGAUGAAUAAAUUUACUAUUUUCAACAUA